AUGUCUUCAACCUGCGGUCUCUGGGGACUCAGUGUCAUUGAUGGCCUUGUUGAGGAUGAGAAGCGCAGAGAGCUACAGAAACAACAAGAACUAGAAAAGGAGAAAGCUAACAAACCUCCCAAACCUCCAGGUGACGCCUCUAAGGGUGCCGGUCUUUUCAAGUUCGAGUACCUCGAGAACCCAAAGAAGUACAUCCCCGGCACCAAGAUGGCCUUUGGUGGUCUCAAGAAGGCCAAGGACCGCAACGACUUGAUCACCUUCCUCGAGGAGAACACCAAAUAA
Messenger RNA from Microsporum canis CBS 113480, 282 nucleotides. RefSeq names its product cytochrome c. Gene Ontology annotation, cellular component: mitochondrial intermembrane space. Bases 1 to 282 code for a protein of 93 amino acids. NCBI's taxonomy places the organism in Eukaryota, Fungi, Ascomycota, Eurotiomycetes, Onygenales, Arthrodermataceae. The record is from RefSeq and is a predicted model, not a curated record. Gene Ontology annotation, biological process: mitochondrial electron transport, cytochrome c to oxygen; mitochondrial electron transport, ubiquinol to cytochrome c. The transcript has 3 exons. Gene Ontology annotation, molecular function: heme binding; electron transfer activity.